This is a messenger RNA of Didymosphaeria variabile, 732 nucleotides long. RefSeq lists its product as uncharacterized. Gene Ontology annotation, molecular function: FMN binding. The transcript is spliced from 2 exons. The record is from RefSeq and is a predicted model, not a curated record. Bases 1 to 732 code for a protein of 243 amino acids. Lineage: Eukaryota; Fungi; Ascomycota; Dothideomycetes; Pleosporales; Didymosphaeriaceae.
AUGUUUUACGAACCUGGGAAGACUGAUCAUGGGCUUCCACAUGACCCCUUCAAGGCAUGCGUAAUCCCACGCCCCAUAGGCUGGAUAUCCACUCUCUCCCCCUCAGGCACCGCAAACCUCGCCCCCUACUCCCAAUUCAACAACCUCACUUUUGACCCGCCUUACGUCAUGUUCAGCGCCAAUCAAACGCCCUCCGCAAGCCAAAAAGACACAGUCGUCAAUGUCGAAUCAACAGGCGUCUUCUGCUGGAACCUCGCCACCUAUGCGCUGAAAGAUGCGGUAAAUGCUACGUCUGAGCAGACACCUCCCGAGAUUGAUGAAUUUGAGAAAGCGGGACUGGAGAAGGAAGAUGCGUCGCUCAACUCUGUGUUGGUUAGAGGCAAGGAAACGAAGGUCCCGAUGGUAAAGGCGAGUCCGAUUAAGUUCGAGUGCACGCACUACACCACGCUCCGCUUACCUGGUAAUCCGCCCAUGGGUGCGGUAGACGUUGUGAUAGGAAGGGUGAUUGGGAUUCACAUUGAUGAGGGGGUUUUGACGAAUGGGAAGAUCGAUGUCAGUAAGACGGUGCCGAUUGCGCGGUGCGGGUACUUUGAGUAUGCCGCUGUGAGAGAGGUUUUCGAGAUGAAGAUUCCGGGGGACGAUCCGAAUCGGCAUGCGGGGUUGGAGGGGAGUAUCAAAGGAAAUAGUGAAAUUCAGAAGAGGAGGGUGGAGAAGGAGGAAAAGAAGGAGUAG